AAGUCCCAACAUUGUAAUUGGAUUAAUUAGAGAUAAGUUCCUUAACCUCUGAAAGGAAACAAUUGGGAAGUUGACUUUUGCUAUUCUCAGAAAUUCCCCAGACAGGGGAUGCCAGAAAAGUUCAGGGAAUUCAAUUCUCUUGUCUCAGUUUUCCAUCUCAUUCACUUAAACACACACAGUUUCACCGUCCAGCAAAUAUUUUUCUAAAUCUUCAUUUUCCUGGGUUUUAGGAUAGACUUAUCUUGUUCUAUUCCUCUAUAACUUUCUUCAUGAGAAAGUCAUUAAGUACUGGAAUUGGCACAUGCAAAUAUUGGCAUGGGUGGUGCCUUGUGAGUCCAUAGAAGAAGGUAAGCAUUAAGUGGUGCUCUUUUGGGUGGAACAGACUCUGACUCAGGCGGGGUCUUCACACACAUUGCACCAUUCAUUUUUGCUACUCUAGCUUCCAUGUAUUUCAAUCAUGGGCAGUCUUCUUCGAUUUGCCCACUCUUUCAGCAGAUGGAUCACACUUUAGAUAUCAUCCUAUUAAAGUCUCUCCUGCCAACUUCAAUGACAGGAGGAGAAAGUGACUCUGUAGCUUGACUUAGAGCAGAUAUUACAGUCAUCCUCACCAGAACCACUUGUAAAAUGGUCACUGUGGGGGUGUUAAAGCUAGUUUUCAUCAACUGCUGAGUCAUGCAAGAAUAUCCUUUUGAAAAAUUCAAGGGGGCUGGCUAAAACAUUUUCAUGCCUGAAAGUCUCUGGUGAAAAUGAAGGCAUUAGCUUCUUUCAAACCUGGGGAUAGAACUACACAGAAACCUAAAUAUUGCUGAGGACCAAUCUUGGCCCAAGAUUUCCAAGUUUUAAAUCAGUGCAAACUAACAUACUGUUUAUAUUUCCUUGUGUCUGCGAAACAAAAAUCUCUGUCUACCUGGAGUGACUUGUGCAAGUGAGUCAGUUUUCUGACUACGGAAGUUUCAGAAGAUAAAGUUAAGAAUCAAGGCAAUAAGCAAUAUUCAAGCACAGCCAUUUUUGCCAUGGGGGUGAAGCAUGCCCGCCUAUGAUUCCUGUUCUUCACUGAAAUGCCCUGAGGAUGAAAUAUUGGUGCAUGGCAAGAAGUCAGCUGGGUACACAGAGGAGCCUGAUGGGGAGGUGUCAGCUCCUGAGCUUUAGAACAUGGCUGCUACGAGCAAUGUGACUGAAAUCAUUUUCUUGGGAUUCUCUCAGAACCGGGGCCAGAAGGCCAUUUCUGUGCUGUUUCUCCUCUCGUACGUGGCCAUCCUCCUGGGUAAUGGUCUCACUGUGGUGACCAUCAUGGCCGGCAAAGGGCUCACGUUCCCCAUGUAUUUAUUCCUCAGCUACUUGUCCUUUGUGGAGAUCUGCUACUGUUCUGUCACAGCCCCCACACUCAUCCUGGACUCUUUUAUGGGGAGGAGAGUCAUUUCCCUCAAGGGCUGCGUCACACAGAUAUUUUCCCUCCAUUUCUUUGGUGGCACCGAGAUCCUUCUCCUGACGGUGAUGGCCGACGACCGCUACGAGGCCAUCUGCACACGUCUGCACUACCCGGUCGUCAUGAACCGGAGGGUGUGCGGCCUCCUGCCGGGGGCGGCGUGGGGCGGGCUGCUGCAUCCGGUCGGGCAAACCGUCCUCAUUUCCCAGCUGCCCUUGUGUGGCCCCAAGGUCCUUGACCACUACUUCUGCGAUGUCCACCCGCUGCUGAAGCUGGCCUGCUCAGACGCCGUCCCCGUCGGCGCGCCAGUCGUCACCAAUGGCGGCUCCAUCUCCGUGCUCAGCUUCACGGGGCUGCUUGCGUCCUACGUGGUCAUCCUGCGCUGCCUGAGGACCCAGACCUCAGAAGGCCGGCGCGGGGCCCUCUCCACCUGCGCCUCGCACCUUGCGGUCGUGGCCCUCUUCUUCGUUCCCUGCUCCUUUGUCUACAUGAGGCCCUGUAUCACCCUCCCUGUCGACAAAAUAAUCGCUGUGUUUUACACGGAGGUCACACCUCUCUUAAACCCUGUCAUUUACUCAUUCAGGAAUGCUGAAGUGAAAGACGCCCUGAGGAGACUGAUGCGGAGGAAAGGGAGUGGGGAAGAGAAAUAGAUGAUUCCAUCAGGGAAAAAUGGGGAGCAAGGCAUACGAAAUUGGGGUACCGAGAUUUCACUGUCUACAUUUAACUGACCGGGAGGUCUUGGCCCAGC
Molecule: messenger RNA, 2174 nt
Organism: Odocoileus virginianus texanus
Lineage: Eukaryota; Metazoa; Chordata; Mammalia; Artiodactyla; Cervidae
Source: RefSeq, a predicted model, not a curated record